CCAAACUUUGUGGAAUCCAACUCUAGAUAAGCAGGAAAGGACGACAACCUUGGAAAUGAUUUUGUGUAGUUGGAAGUUCUGGGGUACGAGAUGCUAACACCUUUGUUCUUUUUCUGUUUAAUCUGCAUUGUUAAAUUUAUAUAGUAUGCCUUUCAGAGUUAACAGAUAGGAUAUGAGGGCCAGCGCUCCAAAGUGUGUGUCUAAGUUCAUAUACCUUAAAAUCUGUUGUGAUUAGCCUCACAUAACCCCCAUAGGCCUGUGUGCCCUUUUAUAAAUCCCCACCAUUUGCUGUCUGAUGAGAUGUAGGAAGAGUAGAAAUAAAAGAUGAAUUGUAUGAUGUGUUCAGUAUGCAGGCAGCCUUGUCACUAAGACAUCUGCAUUGAUGGGGGCAUGAGUGUGAAGCAGGGAUUCAGGAAAAUAGGCAGCAGAACCCAAGAGGAAGGGAUUUAACCUCAGGUGGAAAAAAGCCUUCCCUCUUUCAUUCAGCUUCUGCAAAGUUUUAAUAAAGUAAACAUUAUUUUUAUUGUUUGGCUUUGUUUUGUAAGUUUUUCCUCGUUUAUCACCUUGCAUGGUGGUGGUGGCAGCAGCCACUGGUACUUGAUGGGUUUAGAAAGACAUAGAGUAGUGCCUGAUGAAUUGUACUUCUGAGAAUAUAGACAGUAUCAUUGUAAUCUUUUCCCCCCAAAAAUCUUCUUUUAUUGUGGAAAUCUUCAAGCAUCUGAAAAUAAAGAGAAUAGUAUAAUUUUUUCUGUAUAUCCAUCAUCUGGCUUCAGAUAAUUGUCAACUUACGGCAAAUCUUGUUUCAUCUGCAACGCACUACUCUAUAGACUAUUUUGAAGCAAAUCUCAGACAUUAUAUUAAUUAAGUAUUUCAGCAUGUAGGGCUCCACUUUGGGCAUAGAGUCUACUUAAAAAAAUUUUUUUCAGUAUGUGGCUCUAAAAGAUAUUUUAAAAAUGUAACCAUAGUGCCAUUAUUGCACUGAAAGAAAUGAAUGACUUCUUGAUAUCAUCAAAUUCCCAGUGUUCAGAUUUCCUUAUCUCAUAAAUGUGUGUUUUACACUUGGCUCAAAUUAAGAUCUAGAUGCAAUCUAUACACUGUUGUUGGUUGAUAUGUUUCUUAAGUUUCUGAUAAUCCGUAGGUCUUUCUUGCUUCCUCCUGUGUAUUCUUGUACCCUUGAGAUUUAUUACUUGAAGAAAUUUUUUUCCUGAAGUUUCCAGUCUGAAUUUUGCUUGUUGCAUCCUUGUGAUAGCAUGUUCCUCUGUUUCCAUAUCUCUAAUUUAGUGGUUAGAGCUGCAUUGCCCAGUAUGGUAGAUAUGUAUCGCUAUUGGGCACUUGAAAGAGAGUUUGAAAUGGAGUUUGAAUUGAGUUGAAUAAUUACACCUAUGGAUCACAUUUCUAUUGGACAGCACUGAUUAAAAGUGCACACAUUUUUUGACCACAUACAGAUUGGAGUUUUCUGAAGAAUAUAUUAUACACCUGGUGUGUACUCCAUUCAGGAGGACUAAUGUCUAGUUGUCUGUUUUUGUGAUCUUAGCAGCCACUGGUAAUCAAGACCUAAAGUCAUUCCUUUGGAGUUGCAAAACAGUGAUAGUUUAAUUCUGCCUUUCUUUCUUUAGUUAUUAGCUGGAAUACUUCUAAAAGGGGAAACAUCCCCUCAUCAACCAUUUGGUUACUGCAGGGUACAAUUGGUACAGGAAAGGCAAAUACAUAUUUUUUUUAUUUACUAGUUUUCAAAUUAAUGAGCUGGUUCCCUAGAAUCCUCCAAAGGUAACAAGUGAGUUUUAUUUUGAAGUAUCACUAUGAACUCAGAUCUAACCAUAAUUGUCUUUCAACCCAUUGUUAUUAUUUAUCAAUUGUCUCAUCUUUGGUCACUGGGAGCCUUUUUUUCAAUUUUUUUUUUUUUUUAAUGUUUGUUUAUUUUUGAGACAGAGACAGAGCAUGAACGAGGGAGGGUCAGAGAGAGAGGGAGACACAGAAUCUGAAGCAGGCUCCAGGCUCUGAGCUGUCAGCACAGAGCCUGACGCGGGGCUCGAACUCAUGGACUGUGAGAUCAUGACCUGAGCCGAAGUCGGCCGCCCAACCGACUGAGCCACCCAGGUGCCCCUGCUGGGAGCCUUUUUAACUCAGUUUCUGAAUUCCCUUUCAAUUCCAGUAUUCCAUUCCAAAUUUGUUUUACAUAUUACCUAUUCCAAACCUGGAAACAGUCAUUUAUCUAAUAAUAAAUUAGUGGAAAAGGUAUUUAUAGGCCAUAAUCUGCAUGAUAGGGGUGGUCAUUGUUAUUGCUGCUUCUUGUUUGUUGAUUUUUAUGCUUUUAGUCAGAACUAGGAAUUACAGUUCCCUUGAGCCAUCAGCCUUUUUCUAAAUCAUCCCUUUUUUAUACCUAUAUUCUUUUUUUUUAAUGUUUAUUUAAUUUUGAGAGAAAGAGAGAAAGAAUCCUAAGCAGGCUCCAAGCUGCCAGUGUAGAGCCUGAUGCAGGGCUUGAACCCACGAACCACGAGGUAAUGACCUAGGCCGAAACCAAGAGUCGACACUUAACCCACUGAGCCACCCAGGCACCCCUGUACCUAUGUUCUUUUUAUAUUGAACAUAAAUUAAUGAAAAUAGAGAAAUAAACUCAUUCAAAGAUGAAUCAGAAAUGUGUUGAUUCAUCAUGUCCUGUAUAUACAAGAAUAUUGUUUAUCUUAUUUCCCAAAAGAGGAGACCCUGGGUUGGGAGAUACUCUAACAAAAAGCAUUUAUUUUAAGAAAUUAGGUAAAUACAAGAAAGAUUAAAAAAUGAAAUAGAUUAGUUGUAUGUUAAAUACUAAGUGUUCUUAGUGGCUGAGUUUAUGACGUCAAAGAAUUUGCUACAAGCCAAUGAACUUAAUCACUCUAAACCCAUUCAUGUUCCUAUGUCCAUGUGACUUGGGCAAGGGUGUAUCAAGAAGCUUAGACAGCAUUAUGCCAUCUGCUGUAGCAAUUCACUUCUACAUAUUUUGUCCACAGGGGAGCUAUCCUGGGAAUCACAAGGCAGCCUGCCCCAGUCCUGCUCAGCCAUCUCUACACUCCUCUGACAGAAUGAAUGCCCUCGAUGAUGUCCCCUUCAAGGUGCCCAACGGCUUUGUGAUAGGCACAGAGCCCCUUCCUGGGCCAGAGCUCAGCGUCCCAGCUUGCAGGGAGCUUCUGCUGGGUUCUAUGCACGACUUCAGCCUGGAGAGGAGGGCGCUCUUCUGGGUAGAGGCUGUCCUCCGGGGACCCUGCCCGUUCCAGUGCGACGCCCCGGGAACGGCGUCAGCGCCUCCCGCCUGGCUGUUGCUGGUGAGUUCCGACCGCGAGCCGGUGCCGAUGCCUGCCGCAGACAUGGGCCCUGAGGCUGGACCCCAGCAGCGGCUUGAGGAGGAGGUGGAGGAGGAAGAAAACCAGGACGAGGACCACGACGAAGAAGAAGCCGCCUCCGCCAGCGAGGAAGAGCCACGUCCUUGCAGCCCCCAGCCUGGGCCCCCUGCGAGCCCCGCCCCCCCUGCGAGUCCCGGCCCUGGCCAUCCACGGUGCUCGCUGGACGUGCUGAGCGGCAUGAGGUCGGAGCUGGCCGGAGCGCGGCGGCGGCUCUCUGAGGGCAGGCUGGCCGCCCGCCCCCGCGCCCUCCUGCACCGCAUCCGCCACCGGGCGCUGAGCCUCUGCCCCAGCCCGGCACCGAGUCAGUGCCCCGUGCCGCCCCCGGGGCCCGCGCCCCCACUCCCCAGCACCCCCGCGCCGCCCCCGCGGCCCUCCACGGCCGGCGCCAUGCCCCCGCUGCGGAGUCACAAGCCCACGGUCGCGUCCCUCAGCCCGUAUACCUGCCUGCCACCUCUUGGGGGGGUGUCUCAGAGUCUCAGCACCUGUAGAGCACACCCUGCUUCUGCUGACCUGCUGUCUGCCCUGAGCCAGGAGGAGCAAGAUCUCAUCGGGCCAGUGGUUGCCCUGGGGUAUCCCCUGCACAGGGCUAUCGGGGCUCUGCAGAAGACAGGGCGACAGAGCCUGAGCCAGUUUCUCAGCUACCUUAGCGCCUGUGAUCGGCUGCUUCGGCAAGGCUAUGAGGAGGGCCUGGUGGAGGAGGCCAUGGAGAUGUUCCAGUUCUCCGAGAGCCAGGCAGGGGAAUUCCUGCACCUCUGGGAACAGUUCAGUGACAUGGGCUUCCAGCAGGACCGGAUCAAGGAAGUACUGCUGGUCCAUGGCAACCGCCGUGAGCAAGCCCUGGAGGAGCUGGUGGCCUGUGCCCAGUGACCUCGGCGCUUUCCACAAUGCCUGUGCGUCCCUCAACCCGUGCCAGACCUGGCAAUCCAUUCCAGCUCUGUUAUUAAGACUAUAUAAGAGGGGUGCCUGGCUGGCUUAGUUGGAGCAUGUGUCUCUUGUUCUCAGGGUUGUAAGUUCAAGCCCCACUUUGGAUAUAGAGAUUACUAAAAAAAAAAAAAAAAAAAAGUAAGUAAACUUACAAAAAAAAAAAAAAAA
Neofelis nebulosa (Clouded leopard) is the source of this 4466-nucleotide messenger RNA. RefSeq names its product ubiquitin associated protein 1 like (gene UBAP1L). The transcript is spliced from 6 exons. Lineage: Eukaryota; Metazoa; Chordata; Mammalia; Carnivora; Felidae. Bases 2856 to 4241 code for a protein of 461 amino acids. Gene Ontology annotation, cellular component: ESCRT I complex. Gene Ontology annotation, biological process: ubiquitin-dependent protein catabolic process via the multivesicular body sorting pathway. Gene Ontology annotation, molecular function: ubiquitin binding. The record is from RefSeq and is a predicted model, not a curated record.